GAUUUGGGAAUAACCAAAGAGUGGAUAGACAAUGCAAUACUCAAGGCAUUGUCAAUAAAACAUUUGGAAAUGAUUAAAGUUCUUGUCAAUGCAAUUGCUACACAGAAAAGAUAUUUCAAUAUAUUGAACAAAGCAGAAUGGUGCAAAUAUAUGGAUGUGGUUGAGUUUCUUGCAGAGCAAAAUGCAGAUGUCAAUGCACAGGGAGGAUUCUAUGAAAAUGCACUGCAGACAGCAUGUUAUGGGGGCAAUCUAGAUAUUGUCAAGUUUCUUGUAGAGAGAAAUGCAAAUGUCAAUGCACAGGGAGGGGAAUAUGGCAAUGUACUGCAGGCAGCAUGUUAUAAGGACAAUCUGGCCAUUGUCAAGUUGCUAGUAGAGAGAAAUGCAGAUGUCAAUGCACAGGGAGGGAAAUAUGGCAAUGCACUGCAGGCAGCAUGCUAUAAGGACAAUCUGGCCAUUGUCAAGUUGCUAGUAGAGAGAAAUGCAGAUGUCAAUGCACAGGGAGGGCAAUAUGGCAAUGCACUGCAGGCAGCAUGCUAUAGGGACAAUCUGGCUAUUGUCAAGUUGCUAGUAGAGAGAAAUGCAGAUGUCAAUGCACAGGGAGGGGAAUAUGGCAAUGCACUGCAGGCAGCAUGCUAUAGGGACAAUCUGGCUAUUGUCAAGUUGCUAGUAGAGAGAAAUGCAGAUGUCAAUGCACAGGGAGGGGAAUAUGGCAAUGCACUGCAGACAGCAUGCUAUAAGGACAAUCUGGCUAUUGUCAAGUUGCUAGUAGAGAGAAAUGCAGAUGUCAAUGCACAGGGAGGGGAAUAUGGCAAUGCACUGCAGACAGCAUGCUAUAAGGAAAAUCUAACUAUUGUCAAGUUGCUAGUAGAGAGAAAUGCAGAUGUCAAUGCACAGGGAGGGGAAUAUGGCAAUGCACUGCAGGCAGCAUGUUAUGAGGGUGAUCUGGAUAUUGUUGAGUUGCUAGUAGAGAGAAAUGCAGAUGUCAAUGCACAGGGAGGGCAAUAUGGCAAUGCACUGCAGGCAGCAUGUUAUGAGGGUGAUCUGGAUAUUGUUGAGUUGCUUGUAAAGACAAAUGCAGAUGUCAAUGCACAGGGAGGGCAAUAUGGCAAUGCACUGCAGGCAGCAUGUUAUAAGGGUGAUCUGGAUAUUGUCAAGUUUCUUGUAGAGAAAAAUGCAGAUGUCAAUGCACAGGGAGGGCAAUAUGGCAAUGCACUGCAGGCAGCAUGUUAUGAGGGUGAUCUGGAUAUUGUUGAGUUGCUUGUAAAGACAAAUGCAGAUGUCAAUGCACAGGGAGGGCAAUAUGGCAAUGCACUGCAGGCAGCAUGUUAUAAGUACAAUCUGGCUAUUGUCAAGUUGCUUGUAAAGACAAAUGCAGAUGUCAAUGCACAGGGAGGGGAAUAUGGCAAUGCACUGCAGGCAGCAUGUUAUGAGGGUGAUCUGGCUAUUGUGAAGUUUCUUGUAGAGAAAAAUGCAGAUGUCAAUGCACAGGGAGGGCAAUAUGGCAGUCCAUUGCAGGCAGCAUGUUAUAAGGGCAAUCUGGCUAUUGUCAAGUUGCUUGUAGAGAAAAAUGCAAAUGUCAAUGCACAGGGAGGGCAAUAUGGCAAUGCACUGCAGGCAGCAUGUUAUGAGGGUGAUCUGGAUAUUGUCGAGUUGCUAGUAGAGAAAAAUGCAGAUGUCAAUGCACAGGGAGGGCAAUAUGGCAGUCCACUGCAGGCAGCAUAUUAUAAGGGCAAUCUGGCUAUUGUCAAGUUGCUUGUAGAGAAAAAUUCAAAUGUCAAUGCACAGGGAGGGCAAUAUGGCAAUGCACUGCAAGCAGCAAGACACCAGAGAAGAUAUGAUGUUGCCAAUUUCUUGGAAUCCCAUCACACUGUAGCAUCUACGGUCAUGCACUCAGGGACAAUGGCACAGGUUUGA
Messenger RNA from Lentinula edodes (shiitake mushroom), 1914 nucleotides. RefSeq names its product ankyrin repeat domain-containing protein. Gene Ontology annotation, molecular function: protein binding. The record is from RefSeq and is a predicted model, not a curated record. The transcript has a single exon. The annotation marks the transcript as partial. Gene Ontology annotation, cellular component: cytoplasm. NCBI's taxonomy places the organism in Eukaryota, Fungi, Basidiomycota, Agaricomycetes, Agaricales, Omphalotaceae.